This is a messenger RNA of Aspergillus bombycis, 2001 nucleotides long. RefSeq names its product putative chromatin remodeling complex subunit (Arp9). The record is from RefSeq and is a predicted model, not a curated record. The transcript has 4 exons. Bases 1 to 2001 code for a protein of 666 amino acids. NCBI's taxonomy places the organism in Eukaryota, Fungi, Ascomycota, Eurotiomycetes, Eurotiales, Aspergillaceae.
AUGCCGCCUUUCAAAGAUGAGCACAUUUUGAUAAUUGCGCCAGGCUCGCAGGUGACCCUGGCGCAACUGGGUCUUCCCGAAUCAUUCACACCCGCUCGCUAUCGCUUCCCCACGCGGAUGUUCCCUGCCGCAAAGAAGGGCGAAUUUGAACCAUAUAAGAUCCGUGAGAGGCGGCAGGAAGGGAAACCUAGCAAUGGGACGGACGCGCCCAAGGAGGAUGUGGAGAUGAAAGAUGCGGAACCCUCCGCUCCAGAAGGCACAGGCAACAACGAGGCCACCCCCAAGCCCGAGAAUGGAGAGCAAGAGGGCAAGAAAGAGCCAACAGAGGGCCAGGAAACCAACGGAGAGACGAAAAAGGAAGCCCAGGAGAUCUUCUAUGAGGAGGAUGUUACAUCGGAUGAGGGAGCUAUCUACCCUCUCGAGAAUGGGCACAUUGUCGACUGGCCGUGUUUCUUUGCCCUCCUGACACAUGUUCACAAUACUCUCAGCCCUCCAUUUCACACGCCGAUCAUGCUUAUCUCCCAACCGGCUUGGUCAGCGCGCGACCGAGAGGCAAUCACGCAGUUUGUGUUUGAGAAGUUCAAGACGCCGGCCUUCUGCAUGAUGGAUUCUGCUCUCGCCAUCUGCUAUGGAUACGGCACCUCGACAGCGGCGGUUGUCGAUGUUGGCAAAGGGAAGGUGGACGUCACUGCCGUCACUGAUUUCCUGGUUAAUGAACAUGGACGAGGGAUUGCCCUGCACGGUUGCGGUGGAGAUUACAUGACGGACAGACUUCAAGAACUGCUAGGGUCAAAGGGCUUCUCAAGAGAAAUGUGCGAGCAGUUGAAGAGGAGUAACAUUACCGAGAUUCUACCCGCUGGAACGCCCUUGCCCGGCACCGCAGCCACCGCACGACAGAACCCCAACCCUGCCGCGUCAGCUUCUACGGGAGGACAAGAGGGAGGCCCCAGUGAUGCCGUUCCCCGCGGCCCUGGUGAAGGCACUCAAACUGGCCCGGAAGGCACCAACGGAGAAGAUGAGGAUGAGGGCGUGCUGGAUGUUGCAGCUAUUGUUAGCGGCAACACCAGCGAGUUCCUAGCAAACCGAGAGAAAGAGAAGGCGGAGAAAUCCAGUUCGAAAAAGGGCUCGAUUGACCAAGGUGGGAAGCCUAUUCGUCUUCCCAACUCCAAGAAAGAGAAGGCGUCGUUCCAAUACGAGGAGUACGCCCGUUUGGAGCCGGAAAAAGAUGCACCCAACGCUCCUCCACGAUACAUCCGCCAGACAAGAGAGAUCGAAGUUGGUGUUGAGCGUUUCUUGUCUGCGACUCCGAAGCAAAAAGCCGGGGAGCGUUUGACCAGCAAUAUUCUUGAAGAUAUUGCAACGCAAAUCCACCAUACUAUCCUUGCUGUGCCCGAUGCCAGCAAGCGCAGCGAACUUUGGGAUUCGUUGGUCGUUGUUGGUAACGGUAGUAAGAUUAAAGGAUUCACCCAAGCUCUGCUUAACACGAUCACACAAAAGUUCGUUCUCUCGCCAUCUGCCACCAUUUUCACUUCUGAGCUCCCUUCCAAUUUCUCCACCCCUAUGCCGACCGGAGGAACCAACACUCCUGCACCUGGUCAAACUGGACCGUACAAUACUCCUGGCCACAGCGUGAACCCCUUGCUUGUUGCUGCAACACAUUCGAACAACCCGGCGGCUGGAAACAUGGCCCCAGGGACCCCAUCAAUGGAUCCUUCUAUGGCUUCCCACUAUCGCUCUACCGGCCAUUCUCAGACCCCAACCUCUGUCAAGACCCUGAAAGCCCCAGACGGGUCUGCAGGAAUGAACAACGGUCCCAACGCUGGGCCCGGUGGCCCAGGUGCGCCCAGUGGCGGUCAUGGCAUGGAGGAAGCAGUAUUUCUAGGAGCCCAAGUCGCUUCUAAGGUUGUUUUCGUUAUUGAUCAAGGGCUCAGUAAGGGAUUCAUGACCCGUGUCGAGUAUAAUGAGAAUGGGCCCUCUGCAAUCCAUGAAUAUUCCAUGUGA